Drosophila simulans is the source of this 886-nucleotide messenger RNA. Its product is annotated as trypsin alpha. Gene Ontology annotation, molecular function: serine-type endopeptidase activity. Bases 27 to 833 code for a protein of 268 amino acids. Gene Ontology annotation, biological process: proteolysis. The transcript has a single exon. NCBI's taxonomy places the organism in Eukaryota, Metazoa, Arthropoda, Insecta, Diptera, Drosophilidae. The record is from RefSeq and is a predicted model, not a curated record.
UGCUAUAUCCACAUUUAUUUGGCAUCAUGCUUCUGCGAGCUCUACCACUUCUCCUUGCACUCUUUGUCCUUUCCAAAAGCGACACUGAUGCUGGUGAAGAUUCGGAGGAGGACGACAGCGAAGACUGCAACAGGACGACUCUUGGUGGCCAUCCGGUGGACAUAAGCACAGCGCCAUGGAUCGCUUCCAUUUCGAUCAAGCAAAAGGCCAAGUGCGACGGAGCGAUAUACAAACUGAGUCACAUUGUGACAGCUGGGAAAUGCGUGGAUGGAUUCCUGAACAAGGCGAUCCGGGUACGAGUGGGUAGCACUACGCGCAGCGAUGGAGUCAUCGAAGUCGAAGUCUGCAACAUAACAGUUCACGAAAAGUUCACCGGCCAGACAGUACUUCACAAUCUGGCCAUACUAAAGUUGUGCGAACCGCUCCAGGCCUCCAAAAAGAUCCAGGCAAUCCAGUUGGCCAACCAGCUUCCGGCUAGUGGGGCCAAGGUCACGGCCAACGGCUGGGCCUCCUUCAGGUGGUGGGCAAUGUAUUGGAAGAAGUGUCUGGAUGAUGAAGCCUACAAGCUGCAGAAGGCCGAGGUCAAGCUAUUUGGCCCCAGGCAGUGCACAGAUCUGUGGGCACAAAACAAUUGGUCCAAAAAGAACUUCACAGAGGACUUGUUCUGCACCGAGAAGUUCGCUAAGGAGGCCUGCUCCUUAGCGAUGGGGUCACCUGUGGUCCACAACGGCAAACUGCUCGGCAUUAUAACGAAAGGCGGCUGUUCCGAGUAUCCAGAAGUGUACAUCAAUCUUAUCAGGUACAAGGACUGGCUGAAUAAUCACACCAAGUAAACUUAAACAAAUGUACGAUAAACUGCGUUCUCCCAAUUAAUUGUUAAAAAAUA